Molecule: messenger RNA, 1954 nt
Organism: Monopterus albus (swamp eel)
Lineage: Eukaryota; Metazoa; Chordata; Actinopteri; Synbranchiformes; Synbranchidae
Gene: arl13a
Product: ADP-ribosylation factor-like 13A
Exons: 11
Coding region: 519-1754 (411 amino acids)
Biological process (GO): non-motile cilium assembly; receptor localization to non-motile cilium
Cellular component (GO): non-motile cilium; ciliary membrane
Molecular function (GO): GTP binding; GTPase activity
Source: RefSeq, a predicted model, not a curated record
UUCCAUUUUUAGUUUUCACCAGCAGGGUAGGCCUGGCUGUGUUACAGUGGCCUGCAGGCCUGAGAGUGAACUAGCCACAGGAACAGGUGCAGCACACACAUGGAACUGCAUUCGAUCUUCUCAUUCCCUUGUGAAACAGACAUUUCAUUAUGCCACCAUUUGUUCAGUAUGCAUGCUCAUAAGCCUAAAGUAACAUCUUGUGAUCCAGGUGAACAGAACCAGUUUCAUGUUUGCUCAACUACUUCGGCAAACAAAGAUUUGUAAGGUUUCAUCUCUCAGUCACUGACACUGACAUGAGCCUGGCUUUGUGAAGAAGGUCAACACAACCUGUGAAGGCCUGUCAUUACUAAAUCAUGUGUCUGGUGAUAUUAGUCAGUGACUUCAGACUCCAAAGGCUGCUCUGCAGACAGUUGGGGAAGUGAAGGAUGGAAACCUCAUGAUGGAGCACCAGUCAUGCCUGGUACCGGUUCCAGAGAAGAUGGUGGCCACUGUGCUCAUCUUACUCCCCUCAAGGAAACAUGUUCAACCUGAUGAGCAACUGCUGCACCUGGGUCUCCAAAAUACAGGAGCAAAUCAGGAAGGUGACCAUUCUUGUGGUUGGUCUUGACAAAGCAGGAAAAACAUCCUCCAUCAAAGGGAUGUUAAGAGUUCCCAGUUGUGUGGAUGCAAGACCCACCCAUGGCUGUGUACGAAAUGAGCUGCGGGUGGAGAAUUACCUGGUCACCCUGCUGGAUGUUGGAGGAUCAGCAGAGUCAAGAGGAGUCUGGAGGGAGCUCUGUGGAGAAGCCCAUGGGAUCAUCUUUGUAGUGGACUCCAGUGACAGGCAGAGGAUGUGGGAGGUCAAAGAUGUUCUUCAUGACCUGCUCAAACAACCAAGAGUGGCAGGAAAACCCCUAUUAGUGCUGGCUAAUAAACAGGACAAAAUGAACGCUUUGCCGGGAAGUGACCUGAUUGAGAUUCUGUCUCUGGAGAAGCUGGUCAACCAGAGCCACUCUCUGUGCCAUAUAGAGCCUUGUUCAGCCUUAAUGGACCUGAGACGCUGGUCAGACAGAAAGACCCUACGAGGUCUUCGCUGGCUGCUGCGGGAGGUUUGCCUGGAAUAUCCUGAGUUGUGUGCUCGUGUAGCCAAGGACUGCAAGAGGCUUCUGGAGCCAAGAGAGAGGGAGAAGCAUGGGAAAACAGGCAAGGUUCGCAGAAAAACCAAGGUGGAAAGAAUGCCAUCUAGCAAGUCAGAUCUUCAUCAGGUUAAUCAGCUCAAAGACAGGGGGAAAAUGACCACAGGUGAAGGAAAGCUGCAACCCAUCCAAAACAUACUGCAAAAGCAGACCACAUUGAAAAAGAUGUUGAAGACAAAGAAAAAAAAGAAGAAGAAGAAGCUAGUUAAGGUCAAGGAUGGUGAAAAAGAAGCAAAUGAACAAGAGGAGGAGGAAGAGGAGGGUGAUGGUAAUGAAGGAGGGCAAGAGAACUCUGGUCACAUAGAGAAAUCCAGCAGUGCCCUGAUCCCACUGAAAAAGGACAAACUGAAACGCAAAACAAAGGUGAAAGAUUCACCGGGCAACGAUGAGAAGCCACUUAAAGCUAAUGGGGAAAAGAAGAGGAGGAAGAAGAAAGUUGUCAAAGUAAAAAGGAAGAACAAAAUCAACACAGAGGAGAUGGCUGAGGCUUGCUCUCAGCCUGGUGACCUUUCUGCAACCUUUGAUCUUUACAGAAAAGCCGUACUGGUUUUGAAGGGACGUCAGGCUCAGGGACAAUGAGAGCGAAUCUUGGCUGUGUCCAGCAGAGUGUGAGGAUGUGGUCUCCACAUCGACACACUACAUCACUUCACAUUAUUUUUAUUUUAUUCUAUUUUAUAAACAGGUUAAAUACAGACAGAGACAUACAUUUUCAGUGCUAUAUCUUUAUCAUAUCAGAGCUGAAUCCUGAACCUUUGAAGUGAAACCAGUGUGUAGUGAAU